Molecule: messenger RNA, 1220 nt
Organism: Seminavis robusta
Lineage: Eukaryota; Bacillariophyta; Bacillariophyceae; Naviculales; Naviculaceae
Source: the annotation of a GenBank genome assembly
UGGAAAUGUCAAAUGAAUCUGCACUGGAGGGCCAGUCCGUAGCGUAGUUUCGGAGCUACCCAUAACUUCGUUUGCAACACCAACACGCAAUCGCAAAGCGACAACCAACACAGAUGCAACAUUGCAACAAGGCUACUGCCGCCAUGACAAAGCUUUGGGGGGCUCUCCUUCUUUGGAUGCUUCUAAUUGCUGUGAUCUCUUCAGGCAAUGCUUUUCCCUUGGGGACCAACCAUCGGCACAUCGGUACCUUCCAUGCUUUUUCCGUUGUUUCCCCAAGAUGUGGUUGCAGAUUAUUGAGAACCAAGGUUGAAGAAGAAGAUGACGACGACAUGCUAAGCAUGGAAGCCUUUCAAAAGGCCAAAGAAAGGGCUCAAAAACAACAAGCUGCUGCUUCUGCUGCUGCUGAAUUGGAAGAAUUUGAUGGAUACAAAAUGAGGGAUGCCAUUUACGAGAAAUGGGGUGCCUGCUACGACGUGGACUUCAAUCGCGUCGACAGUUUUGGUUUUCGGUCUCUCUACUUGAAUGUGCUGCCCUUCCAAUUGGGUCGGCGGCCCUUUCGGCACGAAACGGAACUGGAUUAUCUGUGCCACUUGCAGGCCGUGGUGGAGAUUUUACAGAAAUACAAAAAUCUCGAAUACGUUUUGUAUCAGAUUCAAGAGACUGACAAAAAGCCGCGGCCAGGGACGAGUCCCUUGGUGGCUGUGCCAUUGAGGUUGGAUUUGACACCAGAGCAGGUAAAACAAAUUACGAAUGCCUGAAUAUUGCUACGGUAGCUACUGGUAGCUAUACCAACAGUUAGCUAGCUAGCUAGAGCCACCAAUAAUGAAUAGAACUACUAUACAAGAGAAACAGUCAAGGGGACUUCUUGUUUCACUCAUCGGACUGGCCAUCUUUGUCCGCACCAAUCCUGAUAGCACUGACUAAUCCUCGUCCAGUCCCAAUACAAUGCUGACAUAGUCUUUCCAAUCCAGGUCCUUCAAGACACCACUUUUCUUUUUUUGCCUUGAUUUCUUCUUCUUCUUCUUCUUCUUGGAGCCCUUUGAUGACGACUUUGCCGUGUAUUGUUGUUGCUCUGCUGCCAUUACUUCUGGACGGUUCUUUGCUUCUUUCUCUUGUUGCAAACCCAUCGCAGCCAUGGGGUCCAACAAGACAUCCAACACGUAAAAUGGCAAUUGUGAGGAUCCACCUCGUAUAUUCACGACAAGUUUGUUGAUUUUUCG